This is a messenger RNA of Ilyonectria robusta, 701 nucleotides long. RefSeq lists its product as uncharacterized. The transcript has a single exon. The record is from RefSeq and is a predicted model, not a curated record. Lineage: Eukaryota; Fungi; Ascomycota; Sordariomycetes; Hypocreales; Nectriaceae. The annotation marks the transcript as partial.
CCUUCGGCUCCCAGUUGCCGUCCAAAAACGCCGAGAUGCAGGACCAGUUUAGCUCGCGCGUGGGAAAAUAAAAAAGUGCGUCUGACUGCAGCGGCCCCUUUGCAAAACAACGCACACAUGGCGAGUCAAGCCUCCCCAAGAUCGACGCCAGGCGCGGUGAUCAUGGUCCCCCCGAAGCACCGAGAAGAUGGCGCUCGUGGCCCAGCCCUACCGGCUGUCCGGAGCAAUAGUUACCGUAGGGCAUGCGAUCCGCGCCGGCCCAACCGGUUAGAGGUGGUCCCGCGUCUCAUCUCGUCUUGUUUCGGUGAGGUUUGCGGCCGAAUCCAACAUGAACGUCGGGAUUCCACCACCGCCAUUACGAUGCCUCGGCUCACGGCUGAGCAUGACGCAAGGCCGGUCUAUCAAAUGUCCCUUGACCACCCAGAACCGCAUCCUUACCGCCGUUCGACAUCCUGAAACCCCCCCUGAUCGAUGGCCGCUCCCCACACACGUCUCUCCCCCUCCCCUUGCUACCGGGAGUCGCCCACGAUCCACGGGUUGACCACGGCGAGGUUUCCCAGAAGCAGGAGUGGGGUCCGCCUUACAGCCCAGUCAGUCCCCAGGCCAGCCCUGUCAGGAAGGGCCAACUGAGCGUUGCAAUGCCCUGAAGAAACGCCGACGGAGAUUAUACGGCGGGUACUGAGCAUAUCAGAGCCAUGAUA